GUUUUCAGCUGCUCGUGUUGACACUGACUAAUAAUCAAACCAUUCACAUGCCAAAAGAGAUGCCUUUCCCGCAAUCCUUGCUGGCUCGAAAUGAGCAGACGCAGUCGGAGCGCAACCAGGAAGCCACUUAUCAUUCUUCUUACUCCCCCUAUCACACGCGCGCCCUUGAAUGGAAUUUUCUCUCGCACUCAGCCUCCCACACCAGUGGAAUGCACUAUGAUUAACGAUUAUCAGUCUGACAUAAUGCUACGCUCUCUGCUAGUCUAACGCACGCUUACCACUUUGGCAUCGGUCCCGUCCUCGCCUCCCCUGGCUCCGUUUCCUCCCCCCCCUUGUGCUGUCAAGGCUGCGUGCCGUUCCCGUAUCCACUCCGUCAGUCACCAUUUAUCAUAAUCCGAACUCCUACCUGUCCAUGGUGGAAUUUUCCUGCGAGUUGCAGAGAUAUGAUCAAGAGGUGGUGAAUCACUUAUAUUGCAUGUGUCACUAUUGGUAUUGAAGUUUUGCACGUCUCCCGGCUGUCGCUCGUCAACCACGCAGCCAUGAACUCAUCCCCAUUUCCGCAGCCUUGCGGGCUUCUGAGUCUUCCCAACGAGAUCAAAGUCCAUAUUGUCACUUAUCUCGAUACUCGCAGAGAUCUCUACAAUUUAUCUCUGACAUGCCGUGCCCUCGAGGACAUAGUCAUGACUCGACUAUACCACACCGUCGAUUUUGAUCUCCCUCAAAUCCCAAUGCCUGGGACAGCUGCGUUCCGAGAACCACUCGUUCAAUCUGUUCGAGAGCUCACCAUCAGGAACGGCAGGACACAGAGAAGGAAUUCGGUCUACAAGCGCAGGAGAAUAUCCGACGCGAGUUCUGUCGAGAGUCUUGUCAACAGUCUGCUGGAGAAAGUUCCUUCUGGUCGAAUGACGAGCUUCGCAUUCUUCCACCAGAUCCCCCUGAGUCGACAAAUGGUGACGUCCCUCACCAAGCGACAAGAGAGCACACUGAAACGCCUCCACUUCCACGAUGUUUCUCCUUGGAAAGAGGGCAUGCUCAUUCCCAAAAACCUCACGAGCCUCGAGGCUCGCACGGUCAAUGAUGGCGAGGCUGUUGAAAAGAUCAUAUCCGCCAACAGAAAGUCAAUCAAGAAGCUGUCUUUGGGGCAAGAAAAACGGCUGAUCGAGUGCUAUCAACAGAGCAGGCUGAAUUUCCUCCAACAAAUUCCGCAACCAAUGGACACAUUUUUCACCUCUGCAUAUGCGCUGGACACGUUCCCUCAAUUGCGGGAGCUGUCUCUGCAGGGUCUGGAUGUGACUCCUCUUCGGCCAUCUUCUAUCCCACAAGCCUUGUUCUUCUGCCAGUUGGAGCGCCUCACUCUGCAAUCCUGCCCCGGCAGCCACGAUCUCCUUGAAUCGAUUGCGGGAACAUUCCAUUGGGCGUCGACUUCCCCAGAAGCGCCUCAAAACCCUCGCAUCACCCCCUCCCUGAAACACUUUCUUUUACGUCACGAAAGCCCUACAACACCUCUCAAGGAAGCUCUUGUCCGCUUCCUUAGCUCAUUCACCGGCCUGCAGACUUUGUCCCUUUUGUUCGAAAACGGCGCCAUACUGGAAAGGCCGAGUACAUUCAUCGCCGAACACGGUCCCUCUCUCGAACACCUAGUGUUUGAAUCCCGCAUUCAGCCUCGCGAGCAUCUCUCAAUGGACACUUCCCGCCCAUUCGGCGUGGGCGGAUACAGUCACGAUCUGUGGGAGGAAUCAAUCAACGACAUCGCCCGGCUCUGCCCUAAUCUGACAGAACUGGGGAUGGGCUUCCCUUGGAACGACGAGAUGAUCCGAGUCCGCAAGACCGCUCUCCCAACGCUCCAGCGCCUGCGCACCAUCCACAUCCGCAAUUUCCCCGAGAACCAAGUGUUCAGCCAACUGGGGGACUACACCAUCAAAGAAUACGCGACUAAGUUCGUCGAAUGGGUGUUUCCGUCCUCAGUCGGAGGAGCAAAACCAUCCCUGACACACCUUGCCAUCGGGCCGACACUGUACGAGUCUCGAUGGAAGAUCACGCCUCCACCGCCUUCUAUUGCGGCGGGCGCCAAUGCUUCCACAGUCCAGCGCCAUCAGCAAGCGACGUCGCGCGCCCAGCCGCCCGAGUUUCUACGCACGCACCACUUCUGCCUCGACUGGGCCAAGACACGCUUCAACCGCUGGAGCUGCCUGAUCACGCCCGUCUCGGAGAAAUACAUGGAAGAAAUCACCGGCCAAAAGCCUCUGGGCGGCGUCUUUGAACAAGUCUGGCUGAAGUGAAACUCUCCCGACCCAGGAUCAGGAUCAGGUUAGCUUUGCUGGGGCAGAGAGGGAAGAAAGGAGGCCUGGCGCCUUGCUCUAUUUUUCUUGGCCUAUCCAUUGGGCUUGACCUGUGUUGUAUCUGAGCAUUGGAUUGGAAUGUUCUGAUUAUUGUUCUGGAGCUGCCUUUUUGCAUCAUUGCGAUUUUCGUCGUCUUAGUUACCAGCGAAGAGAUACCCAUAUAGACCAACUGCUCUGGAUUUCAUUUGCGGAUUUGUAAUGUACGAAUUAGAGGUAACUUCCGUUCGGAAGUGAGAAGAUAUAGAUUGCGAAAUAAUCAGGGAAAACGCCCUCGUUGUUGGGCCAUCACAACGUGUGCUUCACUUCGAAUUACUUGGGCAGUGCCUCUCAGCGUAAAUGUACAGGAAACAGAGAGCAUGGCUUUUCUCAACUCGUCC
Messenger RNA from Cladophialophora immunda, 2716 nucleotides. RefSeq lists its product as uncharacterized. Gene Ontology annotation, molecular function: protein binding. The coding region runs from base 540 to 2279 and encodes 579 amino acids. The transcript has 3 exons. The record is from RefSeq and is a predicted model, not a curated record. NCBI's taxonomy places the organism in Eukaryota, Fungi, Ascomycota, Eurotiomycetes, Chaetothyriales, Herpotrichiellaceae.